AUGGAGGUGCAGUUAGGACUGGGGAGGGUCUACCCCCGGCCACCAUCCAAGACCUAUCGAGGAGCUUUCCAGAACCUGUUCCAGAGCGUGCGCGAAGUGAUCCAGAACCCGGGCCCCUGGCAACCUGAGGCCGCGAGUGCAGCACCUCCCGGUGCCCGUUUGAAGCAGCAGCAGCAGCAGCAGCAGCAACAGCAGCAGCAGCAGCAGCAGCAGCAGCAGCAGCAGCAGCAGCAGCAGCAGCAGCAGAUCAGCUCUCGCCAGCAGCAGCAGCAGCAGCAGCAGCAGCAGCAGCAGCAGCAGCAGCAGCAGCAGCAGCAGCAGCAGCAGGUUGAGGAUGGCUCUUCCCAAGGCCACACAGGCUACCUGGCCCUGGACGAGGAGCAGCAGCCUUCACAACAGCAGUCAGCCUCCGAGGACCAUCCCGAGAGCGGCUGCGUCCCACAGCCCAGAGCUGGCGCGACCGCUGGCCAGGGGCUGCUGCAGCAGCCACCAGCACCUCCAGAUGAGAAUGACUCAGCUGCCCCAUCCACGUUGUCCUUACUGGGCCCCACUUUCCCAGGUUUAAGCAGCUGCUCCGCCAACCUUAAGGACAUCUUGAGUGAGGCCGGAACCAUGCAACUCCUUCAACAGCAGCAGCAGCAGCAGGAGGCAGUAUCGGAGUGCAGUACUAGCAGCAACAACAGCAGCGGGAGAGCCAGGGAGGCCGCUGGGGCUCCCACCUCCUCUAAGGACAGUUAUCUAGGGGGCACUUCGACCAUUUCGGAUAGCGCCAAGGAGUUGUGUAAGGCAGUGUCAGUGUCCAUGGGCUUGGGUGUGGAGGCAUUGGAGCAUCUGAGUCCUGGGGAACACCUUCGGGGGGAUUGCAUGUACGCCCCACUCCUGGGAGGUCCACUCGCUAUACGUCCUACUCCUUGUACCCAGCUGGCUGAAUGCAAAGGUUCUCUACUGGACGACGGCCCAGGGAAGGGCACUGAAGAGACUGUUGAGUAUUCCCCUUUCAAGGAAGGUUACGCCAAAGGGCUGGAAGGUGAGAGCCUAAGCUGCUCUGGCAGCAGCGAAGCAGGGGGAUCCGGGACACUUGAUCUGCCGCCCACCCUGUCUUUCUAUAAGUCCGGAGCACUGGACGAGGUAACAGCCUACCAGAGUCGCGACUAUUACAACUUUCCACUGACCCUGGCCGGGCCGCCGCCACCUCCACCCGGCCACCAUUCCCACGCCCGCAUCAAGCUGGAGAACCCCAUGGACUAUGGCAGCACCUGGGCAGCUGCAGCAGCACAGUGCCGCUAUGGAGACAUGGGGAGUGUGCACGGUGGGGGUGCAGCGGGACCUGGAUCCGGUUCGCCCUCAGCCACUGCAUCCUCUUCCUGGCACACUCUCUUCACAGCUGAAGAAGGUCAGCUGUAUGGGCCGUGUGGUGGUGGCGGUGGAAGCGGCACAGGUGUGGAAUCCGGGACCAUGGCCCCCUAUGGCUAUACUCGGCCACCUCAGGGGCUGGCAGGCCAGGACAGUGACUUCACUGCACCCGAUGUGUGGUACCCCGGUGGCGUGGUGAGCAGAGUGCCGUACCCCAGCUCCAGUUGUGUCAAAAGCGAGAUGGGCCCCUGGAUGGAGAGUUACGCUGGACCUUAUGGAGACAUGCGUUUGGAGACUGCUAGAGACCAUGUUCUGCCCAUCGAUUAUUAUUUUCCACCUCAGAAGACCUGCCUUAUCUGCGGAGACGAAGCUUCCGGCUGUCACUAUGGAGCACUCACUUGUGGAAGCUGCAAAGUCUUCUUUAAGAGAGCUGCUGAAGGGAAGCAGAAGUACCUGUGUGCCAGCAGAAAUGAUUGCACUAUCGAUAAAUUCCGAAGGAAAAAUUGUCCGUCUUGUCGCCUCCGGAAAUGCUAUGAAGCAGGGAUGACUCUAGGAGCCCGGAAGCUGAAGAAACUUGGCAACCUGAAACUACAGGAAGAAGGGGAGGCUUCAAGUUCCACCAGCCCCACUGAGGAACCAACUCAGAAGCUGACAGUGUCACACAUCGAAGGCUAUGAGUGUCAACCCAUCUUUCUGAAUGUCCUGGAAGCCAUUGAGCCAGGAGUGGUGUGCGCUGGACAUGACAACAACCAGCCUGACUCCUUUGCAGUCUUGCUUUCUAGCCUCAAUGAAUUGGGCGAGAGACAACUUGUACAUGUGGUCAAGUGGGCCAAGGCCUUGCCUGGUUUCCGCAACUUACAUGUGGAUGAUCAGAUGGCAGUCAUUCAGUAUUCCUGGAUGGGUCUCAUGGUGUUUGCCAUGGGCUGGCGAUCUUUCACCAAUGUCAACUCCAGGAUGCUCUACUUCGCACCUGACUUGGUUUUCAAUGAGUACCGCAUGCACAAGUCCCGGAUGUAUAGUCAGUGUGUCCGAAUGAGGCACCUAUCCCAAGAGUUUGGAUGGCUCCAAAUCACCCCCCAGGAAUUCCUGUGCAUGAAGGCGUUGCUUCUGUUCAGCAUUAUUCCUGUGGAUGGGCUGAAAAACCAAAAAUUCUUUGAUGAGCUUCGAAUGAACUACAUCAAGGAACUUGAUCGUAUCAUUGCAUGCAAGAGAAAAAAUCCCACAUCCUGCUCAAGACGCUUCUACCAGCUCACCAAGCUCCUGGACUCUGUGCAGCCUAUUGCACGAGAGCUUCAUCAGUUCACUUUUGACCUGCUGAUCAAGUCCCACAUGGUGAGCGUGGACUUUCCAGAAAUGAUGGCAGAGAUCAUCUCUGUGCAAGUGCCCAAGAUCCUUUCUGGGAAAGUCAAGCCCAUCUAUUUCCACACACAGUGAAGCUUUAAAAGUCCCCACACCUACCCUAGUACCCUUUCCAGGUGUAUUCUGCCUGCUAUAACUCUGCACUACUUCUCUGCAGUGCCUUGGGGAAUUUCCUCUAUUUAUGGUAGUCUGUUAUGCAGAUAUUCCUGAGUUC
Molecule: messenger RNA, 2926 nt
Organism: Chrysochloris asiatica (Cape golden mole)
Lineage: Eukaryota; Metazoa; Chordata; Mammalia; Afrosoricida; Chrysochloridae
Product: androgen receptor-like
Exons: 8
Coding region: 1-2787 (928 amino acids)
Biological process (GO): androgen receptor signaling pathway; regulation of DNA-templated transcription; male gonad development
Cellular component (GO): nucleus
Molecular function (GO): sequence-specific DNA binding; nuclear receptor activity; steroid binding
Source: RefSeq, a predicted model, not a curated record